AACGUUGUUGCCUUGAAUUGCGUGCCUGAGACGUAGGUAGUUCGUUCAUCAUCAGUUUGCCGUCACCACUCCCAUCUCCAUACCCACCCCUAUCCGCCCACAUUCAUUUAAUUCCUACCAAAUCCAUCCAAUUCACGCAAUUAUAUACAAUCUCCAUUGCCCCAAAUCCCCCAAUUUCUUCGUUAAUUCGCACCAUCACUCCCUCAAUUUUGCAGUUGAUCCCAAUCAGGUCCAUGGCCACUCAGCUGAAAUCCGACGCCCUCAUGGAGCAGAUGAAGCUCCACAUGUCCACUGAUACCGGAAAAGAGCUCACCAAGAAAAUCGGCCUCGUCUACCAGAUUAAUAUUGCUCCCAAGAAAAUUGGGUUCAAUGAGAAGUCUUUCGUGGUGGAUUUGAAGAAAGGAGAGGUUAAAGAAGGAGCAUAUGAAGAUGGGAAGCCGGAUGCAACUUUCUCGUUUACAGAUGAUGAUUUUCUAAAGGUCGCAAGUGGGAAGAUGAAUCCGCAAAUUGCUUUUAUGAGGGGCGCGAUCAAGAUAAAAGGAAGUAUCAGUGCAGCACAGAAAUUUACUCCUGACAUUUUCCCCAAGCCAUCGAAGAUGUGACCAAUUACGAUAUCCAUAUCCAUGUACACUACAAAAUGUUAUCAAUAUCAUUCGAGAUCAUUGUGCUGUAUCUAAGUUCAUGAAAUUGAAGCUUAGCUAUAGGUAUCUCGGAUAGGAAGCAUAUGUUUACAAAUGCAAUUAUCUAUUUAAAGCAUAAUCUUGCGUCUGCUUUGUAUCA
Messenger RNA from Salvia hispanica, 780 nucleotides. RefSeq names its product sterol carrier protein 2-like. The record is from RefSeq and is a predicted model, not a curated record. NCBI's taxonomy places the organism in Eukaryota, Viridiplantae, Streptophyta, Magnoliopsida, Lamiales, Lamiaceae. Gene Ontology annotation, cellular component: cytosol.